GAGCGAGACAAGGGGAGACCCACUGAGGAGGUGGAGACGAGCACAAAGCCAUUUUUUCCUUGGAGGAGCCUGUGUGCUGUUGAUGGGAAGAGGAUGCAUUGUGGGCUGCUGGAGGAGCCAGACAUGGAUUCCACAGAGAGCUGGAUUGAGAGGUGCCUUAAUGAAAGCGAGAGUAAACGGUACUCCAGUCACACAUCCCUUGGGAACAUGUCCAACGAUGAAAAUGAGGAGAAGGAAAACAACCGAGCAUCUAAACCACAUUCAACACCGGCGACUCUUCAGUGGUUAGAGGAGAACUACGAGAUAGCGGAGGGCGUGUGUAUUCCUCGGAGUGCUCUGUACAUGCACUACCUGGACUUCUGUGAGAAACACGACACUCAGCCUGUCAAUGCCGCUAGCUUCGGAAAGAUUAUUAGGCAGCAGUUCCCCCAGCUGACAACUAGAAGGCUAGGCACCAGGGGCCAGUCCAAGUACCACUACUAUGGCAUUGCGGUGAAGGAGAGUUCCCAGUACUACGAUGUCAUGUACUCCAAGAAGGGGGCAGCGUGGGUGAACGAGACGGGCAAGAAGGAGGUGACCAAGCAGACCGUGGCGUAUUCACCCCGCUCCAAGCUGGGAACGCUCCUGCCAGAGUUCCCAAAUGUCAAAGAUCUAAAUCUGCCCGCCAGUCUGCCAGAGGAGAAGGUGUCCACAUUCAUCAUGAUGUACAGGACUCACUGCCAGAGGAUACUAGAUACAGUAAUAAGAGCCAACUUUGAUGAGGUUCAGAGCUUCCUGUUGCACUUCUGGCAAGGCAUGCCCCCACACAUGCUGCCUGUCCUCGGCUCCUCCACCGUGGUCAACAUCGUGGGUGUGUGUGACUCCAUCCUCUACAAGGCCAUCUCCGGGGUCCUAAUGCCCACCGUGUUACAGGCUCUGCCUGACAGCUUGACCCAGGUAAUCAGGAAGUUUGCUAAACAGCUGGACGAAUGGCUGAAGGUAGCCCUUCACGACCUGCCAGAAAACUUGAGGAAUAUCAAGUUUGAAUUGUCUCGGAGAUUCUCCCAGAUUCUGAAACGACAAACAUCUUUAAACCAUCUAUGUCAGGCGUCCAGGACGGUGAUCCACAGUUCCGACAUCACCUUCCAGAUGCUGGAGGACUGGAGGAACGUGGACCUGAACAGCAUCACCAAGCAGACCCUGUAUACCAUGGAGGACUCCAGGGAGGAGCACCGGAGCCUCAUCAUAGACUUGUUCCAGGAGUUUGACCGUCUAUUAGAAGAGCAGUCUCCCAUUGAGGCCUACAUUGAGUGGCUGGACACCAUGGUGGACCGCUGUGUGGUCAAGGUGGCGGGGAAGAGACCAGGGUGUCUGAAGAGAGGGGCCCAGCAGUUCCUGCUCAUGUGGUCGUGCUUUGGGACUCGAGUCAUCCGAGACAUGACCCUGCACAGCGCACCCAGCUUCGGCUCCUUUCACCUGAUCCACCUGAUGUUUGAUGACUAUGUGCUGUACCUGUUGGAGUCUCUGCACUGCCAGGAGAGGGCCAACGAUCUCCUGAGGGCCAUGAAGGCAGAGGGCAGCACAGCUGAGAGAGAAGAGGAACUGAUGCUAACGGAGACCACGCCAACCUCCGCCUCCCCAGGCCCCUUCUCCCCAGCCAAGUCCGUCCCCUCGGUGGGGGUCCCCUCCGCCAGCUCCCCCAACGCAGCCCAAUCUCCAGAGUACCCAGGGGCAACAUCCAGCACAGGCGCAGUUCAGUCAUAUACCUGGUCCCUUACGUACACAGUGACAACGUCCGGUGGAGCCCCCCCCGAGGGCGGACAGCAGCUGCCCUGUAUGCGCGGUGGAGCCUCUGUGCCCCCCCCCUCCUCUGCCCUCCGCAUGCCAGUCUACGCACACAGGGAUGAGCACGGGUACACGGGCAGCUACAACUACGGCAGCUACACCAACCAGCACCCCCACUCCAUCCAGAGCCAGUACCCCAGUCUGGCCCACGAACCUGGCCUCCCCGCCCCCCUCCACUACCCUUCCUACCAUCGCACGUCUGCACAGUACCCCCUUAACAGCCAGAUGUCUCGAAUGGAGCCAUGCUUGAUGGGUGGUGCUCCCCGGCUCCACCCUGCUGCUGUGGCUCCUCGCUGGCCGGAGGUCUCUCCCGCAGGCAGCUGCUACGCUAGCCCCCCUAUGCACUCCACGCGCUACGCCUCCCCAGGAGACAUGUACUCUCCCCUGGCCCCGCGCAGGAACUCUGAGUACGAACACUCACAACACUUCCCCGGCUUUGCCUACAUCAAUGGCGAGGCCACUACCGGGUGGGCUAAAUAGCCCCUCCCCCC
Molecule: messenger RNA, 2315 nt
Organism: Hypomesus transpacificus
Lineage: Eukaryota; Metazoa; Chordata; Actinopteri; Osmeriformes; Osmeridae
Gene: rfx4
Product: regulatory factor X, 4
Exons: 18
Coding region: 94-2304 (736 amino acids)
Biological process (GO): regulation of transcription by RNA polymerase II
Molecular function (GO): RNA polymerase II cis-regulatory region sequence-specific DNA binding; DNA-binding transcription factor activity, RNA polymerase II-specific
Source: RefSeq, a predicted model, not a curated record